This is a messenger RNA of Bolinopsis microptera, 4045 nucleotides long. Its product is annotated as SWI/SNF complex subunit SMARCC1-like. Gene Ontology annotation, molecular function: DNA binding; histone binding. NCBI's taxonomy places the organism in Eukaryota, Metazoa, Ctenophora, Tentaculata, Lobata, Bolinopsidae. The transcript is spliced from 18 exons. Gene Ontology annotation, cellular component: SWI/SNF complex. The coding region runs from base 8 to 3385 and encodes 1125 amino acids. The record is from RefSeq and is a predicted model, not a curated record. Gene Ontology annotation, biological process: positive regulation of DNA-templated transcription.
AGGUGGGAUGGUGAAUAGCCAGGAACUGUUCAAAAGACGAGGUGAUGGUGGACCAGAUGAGUUGUUUUGGGAGGAGUCUGACAACAUCUACUCCGACGUUAAGAACGAAUUGUUGGAACACCAUAAAUCGUACGUCGAAGGAGAGCAGCUGAACUCCAAAACCCUGUCAAAUCUGAUCAACCAGAUCUCACAAUUUCAAGAGGACAACCUUGGUUUUGGUAACAAGUCUGAAGCGACUAGAAUUCCUAGCAGAGCGUUUUACCAACCAAAGACUCUGGCGAUUAUUCUAGGAACUAUAUACAAGUUCCGAUCUGAAAACAACUGGAGAAAGGUUGACUUCAAUACAUCUGGCCGAAUGGUAAAGCACCUCGAGAUACUAUCUGCCAUAUGGAACGCCUUCUUUGAGAUGGGUUCUCAGACUAGGAAGAAGAUUCUGUUGUCCGAGGAGUUGGAUGAGGCAACCCGGGAGAAGAUGAAAGCAAUCAUUGAGAAGCGAGGUGGUGAGAUCGUUACUAAAGAGGACGAAGCUAGUCAUAUUGUGUAUGGAGCUCCUCCUAAAUCUGCUAUCUCUGAUGAAAUAUCAUCUAACUGCUGUCCCUGCUGCUCCUUACCAAUGGAGACUAAAGGUUGGAACAACGCCAACAAAGGCAACCACAUCAACUCCUGCCGGGGAAAGAAGUUCGACAGUGGUGAUCUGGUCCGCCUGAUCACUGGAGACAGUGGGAUGAUCCUGAUACACACGUGUGGUAAACCCCCUUCCUGGGAUACGUGGGUACAUGAGGAGUACCUGGUCAGUGACUGGCAACACGAGAACUACAGGGAGGAAGGGGAGCCGUUGCACGUGCAUGCAGGCUGGGUACUGGAUACAGAACAGUUCAAUGAGUGGAUGGAUGAGGAAGACUACUGUAUCCCACACAUCAAGAAUGAUGGAACUCCCAAGAACCCCUGCCGGAAGUGGUUGCUGAAGGAUGUGUCUCUCUCUAAUAUCCCUGGAGAAGUUGCCGCUGCUGCCGCUGCUACUCCCGUUGCUGAAGAUAAAAGUAAGCGUAAGAGAACCCCAUCGCCAGUGAACAACAAAAAGAAAGUAAAGUCCAAGUCCAAGUCUAAAAAGGAGUCGAUAGACCCAACUAAAGACUUCCCAGAUCCGGUACCCGACGUUGGUACAGUGGAGAAAGUAGAAAGUCCGGGUGGACCGGGGCCAGUUAAAGGUGGCAGUUACACUGAGAUAGGAAAAGUGAUGCCAGUGGACGACAUGUCAGACGAAAAGGUGGAUGUUUUAGUGAAGGAACGCGACGGGGACAUCAGUAAGAACGAAGUGAUGCGCCGGGUACCACUCCACAACCAAGUUCAGGACCAGUCCCAUCACAUUAUUAUACCCAGCUACAGUGCUUGGUUCGACUAUAAUGCUAUACAUUCCAUUGAGAAGAGAUCGCUACCGGAGUUCUUUAACGAGAAGAACAAAUCUAAAACUCCUGAAGUGUACAUGGGAUAUCGUAACUUCAUGUUGGACACGUACCGUUUGAACCCGACUGAAUACCUGACGGUAACAGCUGCUCGGAGAAACCUAGCUGGUGAUGUCUGUGCCAUUAUCAGAGUACACGCGUUUUUGGAGCAGUGGGGACUUAUAAAUUACCAAGUAGACCUAGAAGGACGACCCUCAGCUAUGGGUCCACCCUCUACCUCUCAUUUCCAUGUCAUGGCUGAUGCACCCUCCGGUCUUCAACCUGUCUCUGUGCCUAAAGGACCUAAGAAGAAUAUUCUCCAGCCUACAUCCACUGCCACGACCGUCACAACCGCUUCACAAGUGGUCAGCGACGUGGACAAAAAACCAGUGGUGAUAAAAAGUGAGGCUGACAGUGCCACCCCCAGCCUGUCAACACCGGGACUCAAGAUGGAUCAGUACGCUAAGAAAGAUCCUCACAAGCCCUGGACUGAUCAGGAGACUUUACUCCUUCUUGAGGCGUUGGAUAUGUACAGGGACGACUGGAACAAUGUAGCAGAGCACGUAGGGACACGAACACAGGAUGAGUGUAUCAUGCACUUCCUAAAACUGCCCAUAGAGGACCCCUUCUUGGAGCCACAAACUGGUAAAAUACUGGACAAUAGUUCUCCUCCUGCUUCUAUUGACGCUGCUACAGGACCGCUCAACUACCAGCCUAUCCCCUUCUCCCAAACUGGCAACCCCGUAAUGUCCACUGUAGCAUUCCUUGCCUCUGUUGUGGACCCUCGUGUAGCUGCCUCCGCUGCUAAAGCCGCUCUUCAAGAGUUCAGUAAGAUGAAGAAUGAGAUUCCUCCAGAGCUCAUUAACAGUCAUGUUAACCAGAAGGAGAAGGAAGAGGUAGAGAAAGAAAAAACUGAGAAAGGAGAAGCUGACGGUAUAAAGAAAGAGGACGAGCCAAUGGAAACAGACGAGAACACAGACGUGAACAAGCAGGCAGACACGACCAGUACACCUAACGUCACCUCAACCACAUCUGACAACCACCUCCCCAAAUCAUCCGGUCAAGUCCGCCCACCCACCGAUGGCAACAUCCAAACUGCUGCAGCUGUGGCAUUCGCAGCGGCUGCUGUCAAGGCUAAACAUCUGGCUGCGGUAGAGGAGAGGAAGAUUAAAUCUCUUGUAGCUCUGCUUGUUGAAACACAAAUGAAGAAGUUGGAAAUUAAACUCCGACAUUUUGAGGAAUUAGAGGCUACGAUGGAUGCUGAAAGACAAGCUCUAGAGCUUCAGCGACAGCAGCUGAUCAACGAACGACAACAAUUCUACAAAGAGCUAAUAAAAGUAAAACACGGUGGAGUGAUCAACUUCCCGCCACCCCCAACCGCGGAGAUGAUACCAGGAAGUGCGACCGGAGCUCACCCUCCAGCUACAGGCCCCACACCUCCUCAACACGGCCCUGUACCCACCUCUGGGCCGCCUCCUCAUCCUGGUGCUCCUCCUACUGGGCCCCCUACCUACCCUCCUCAGCACCCUUAUCAGCCUAAUACACAGGUAUUAACGAGUGGUCCAGGAAUGCCACAACACCCUCCUCCUCACCAUGGUCCACCAGGACCACCUGGACCCCCAUCCUCCCACCCUCCCCCCUCUCAUCCUCCACCCUCUCACCCUACUUCUCACCCUCCUCAAUCUCAUCCUCCUCAAUCUCAUCCUCCCCCUCAGGGACCUCCAGCUCCUCACAUGGGUCAUCCUAGUGGGCCUCGUCCUGCCCCUCCUCCUUUUUACAAUCAGGGACAAAUGCAUCCUUCUUCUAUGGGACCAGCAGCAGUCAGACCUGGAAUGCCGCCAUAUUCCGGACAGGAGAUGAUGCGACCCCCUUAUAACAUGAGCGGGCCUCCACCACCGCAAGAACAACAGGUUCCUGCCGACCCCGUCAAAAGCGAAGGAUAGAUCAACAGAGUGUGAUGAGCUUGAGUUGAUAUAUUUACACGUUUUUAUUUCAAUAUUAGGUUGCCCAAUAAUAUAUUUUAUUUAUCAAAAGUAACCCUCAAGAUCACCGAACUGUAUCGAUCGUUAACUUUUCUAUCGAUAAUCGAUUUUUGGACAACCUACAUUUUAACACACGGAUAUUUGUAGCUAUUUAUCGUUAGAUUUAUGAUAGAUUAUCGUCUUUUUAUUAUCGAUAAGCUUGGUUUGAUACUGGAUACAAGUUCCACCAUCAGUUUUCCAGUAAGAUUAAUGAAUUAAUCUUUGACGUACUAUGAGCAAUGUCUUGUUUUGACUCUAUGCGAACGAGGUUACGAAGUAUUCGCGCCUUGAAGUUGUUUUGCAAUACGUUUUUUUUUUGAUAACUAGGGGGACUAGGAGUCUAUAUGAAUAUACGUUAUGAUCUGAUGAAUGCAGGUCAUUCUUACUUAUUUACUCAAUAAUAUGUAAGUUCAUAUGUGAGGGAUCUUGAAUUUGUUGUGGAGACAAAUUGAGAGGUAUUAUUUGACACUUUGAAGGUAGUCAAAGAAACAUAAGAAGUAGACUGGGUUGCAAAUCUGAACGGUAAAUUGUUCAUACAAUAUAUUUGUAAUUCUAUUAUUUCAUAACAUAUACAUUGCUUAA